AUGGUAGCGUUAAAUAAGAUUUAUUGGCUUGAUUUAGUCGUAUUCGCGUUUGCGUGUUCUAAAAAGUCUGUAUUUCUUUUCGAAAAUAAUAAUUUUCUUGAUUAUCAAAAUGAUCCCAUAUCAAAAUGUGUUGCUAAAAUAGUUGAUAGUAACUUUGAAUGUGGCACUCAAUUGACUUAUGUCUGUGAUAGAAAAACCUGUUCAUAUCUAGGGAACACUAACAGAAUAUGCUAUCCUUUCUUAACCAGAGACUUUAAAACUAAAUUUUGGCUUCUCAAAACUGACGUCUAUAUCAUAGUUAUAAAACACCCCAGACAAAUAUUGUUCCAAUUAACGUCGUUAAAAAAAGAUUCCUUGUGGAACGCCGGAGCAAAAUUUAUUUUAGUCGUUUUAAAUGGUGAUGUUCAUGACUUACGCCACAUAUUCUUUCAAUUAAGCAAACUAUAUAUUUACAACAUCGUCGUUGUCUCAGUUGUCCGUAACAAUAAGUCUAGGAUCCAAUUAUAUACUUAUAACCCCUUCUAUAAAGAUGUUUGUGGUAAAAAUUACUCUAACAUAAUUAAUUUAGAAGACUGCAACGACAUCGAAAAUAAGAAGUUAUUCUUUAAUAAAGUUCCAAAUUAUUUCACAAAAUGUUCCUUUGAAGUGGCAGCGAUGGAAGAAAUACCGCAAAUUAUAAAACCAAAUAACGAAAUGUUCCGCGUCGGAGGAAAACAUCUGGAAGGUUUGGAAGAAUUUAUGCUCAAAAUUAUGGCAAAAAAGGAACAUGUCAUCUUGAAUUUUCAUUACUAUACGAAUGUUUCGAGUGGAUUCGUUUUACCCAAUCUGACAAGUACCGGUCUACUCCGUCUUUUGGAACAUAAUAAAGCAGAUAUAGUAAUAGGAGGCUACUUUUUAAUGGAAAGUCGCGCAGAUAUAUACGAUUACAUCUGGGGAUACAGCUACGCAAAAGUUCUAGUGAUUACUCCGGUUCCUAGAGAUUUGAUAUGGGUGAAAGUGAUUUUCUAUGGCUUCAGUUCUACCACUUGGAUAUUAGCUUUUUCAACGUACUUAAUUGUGUAUGUUCUCAUCAAUAAAAUAUUUUAUAAGUACGUAAAAACGAGAACAGGUUUUAUCUUAGCUAUUAAAUUGGGCGACUACUUUUUCGGGCAUGCUGAUAAGAUGUUGAUUAAAAUGAAACAAUUGAGGGGUAUCCUAAUAGUUUGGAUAUUGUUCACAUUUUAUAUGAACAAUUUUUACACAACUGCAUUGUUCAGUUUGACAACAUUGGAUUAUAAAGAAAAAGUUACCUUUGAUCCAUGGAACUUGAAAAGUAUACCUUACGAGCCUUGUAUUAUUGAUGAGAGUAAAAACUUUUUUUUGUUCGUCUUCAACAUAAAAUUACCAGAGAAAACGCAACCUGAAUGUGAAAACCUUGGAUUGGCCCUCGAUAGUGUUGCAAGAAGUCAAGCAAUGUAUACACUUGAAAUGGAUUACAGUUUUUUACUAAGAGCUUACAAAUACUUUGACAAUGACGGCCGUCCGAUGCUUAAACACUAUACAUUUACAAAUGAAAUAUUAAACUUUUACAUGAACAGGGGAUUUCCACUGAAGAAGAAGUUCAUAAAACACACCAGUCAUAUUUUUGAAUCAGGAUUAAUUCAAUAUCAAAUGAAAAUGUUAUGUCUUCGAAAAAACUGCAAUUAUGUGAACCACCAGAUCGGCUGUGAACACCACCCACUUUUCCCCGGCGACUGGGGACUUAACGCUCCGUGCGUUUGA
Zerene cesonia (dogface butterfly) is the source of this 1761-nucleotide messenger RNA. RefSeq lists its product as uncharacterized. The record is from RefSeq and is a predicted model, not a curated record. Lineage: Eukaryota; Metazoa; Arthropoda; Insecta; Lepidoptera; Pieridae. The transcript has 2 exons. The coding region runs from base 1 to 1761 and encodes 586 amino acids.